AUGGCGAGCACUUUGGCAUCGGCAGCUCGUGCGGCGACUCGCGCAGUCACCCGAAGCGUCUACAACGACACGCGCAACAAUCUGAUGAUCAACAAAAGCACGAAAGUCAUCAUCCAGGUAAGAAGAGAAAAAGAGAUAGGGAAGGGGAUGAUUGUUUGAUCUUUCUCCCCCGCUUGCAAAAGAUUAAACGAAAAGAAAAAAGGAUGUCUGGUCUUAUUGCGAACAAAAAGCUUUCAGGGCUUCACCGGUCGUCAAGGAACUUUCCAUGGCAAGCAGAUGCUCGAAUACAACACCCAGGUGGUGGGCGGAGUUUCGCCGAACAAAGCCGGACAAACCCAUCUCGGACUUCCCGUCUUCGGGUCCGUUGCGGAGGCGAAGGAUCGUACCGGAGCCGACGCUACCGUCAUCUACGUGCCGGCUUCCGGUGCCGCCCGUGCUAUUCAUGAGGCCAUCGACGCUGAGAUUGGAUUGAUCGUGGCCAUCACCGAAGGAAUUCCGCAGCAGGACAUGGUCAGAGUCAAGAACAGACUCCUCAAGCAAAGUGAGCGAGAUCUAUAGAACGUCAUGUGUUAUUUCCAAUAUUUUUCAGACAAAUCCCGCCUGCUCGGACCGAACUGCCCGGGUAUCAUUGCUUCGGGAGAGUGCAAGAUCGGAAUCAUGCCCGGACACAUCCACAAGAAGGGUUGCAUCGGAAUCGUGUCCCGUUCGGGAACCCUCACCUAUGAGGCCGUUCACCAGACGACCACCGUCGGACUGGGACAGACUCGUUGCAUCGGAAUCGGGGGAGAUCCGUUCAACGGCACCAACUUCAUCGAUUGUCUCGAGGUGUUCCUGGAGGACGACGCCACCAAGGGCAUCAUUCUGAUCGGAGAGAUCGGUGGACAGGCCGAAGAGCAGGCCGCCGAGUUCCUCAAGUCCCGCAACUCGGGCCCCAACGCGAAGCCGGUCGUCUCGUUCAUCGCCGGAGUGACCGCGCCGCCAGGCAGACGGAUGGGACAUGCCGGAGCCAUCAUUGCAGGAGGGAAGGGAACCGCAGGGGACAAGAUCGAGGCGCUCCGCAACGCGAACGUCGUCGUCACCGAUUCUCCGGCCAAGCUCGGCGUUGCCAUGCAGAAGGCUCUCCUCGGAUGA
This is a messenger RNA of Caenorhabditis sp. 36 PRJEB53466, 1131 nucleotides long. The record is from the annotation of a GenBank genome assembly. NCBI's taxonomy places the organism in Eukaryota, Metazoa, Nematoda, Chromadorea, Rhabditida, Rhabditidae.